UGGUAAAUUUUGGAAUAUCCAAUUGAGAAAAGCUUCAAAACAUACAAAAAGCCACUUUUUAACUUUUUAUCGUCUCGCUGAACAAAAACUUCCUCUUUAUAACAUUUAUUUUCAGUUUUCCCUUGCCGAUUUUUGUGUCCUUUCUUUAAAGAUUUUCAAAAUUGUUUUUAGGCAAUCAAAAAUAUUUAAAGAAAAUUUCUACAAAAAUGACGUUAUUUUCAUCAAAACCAGCCAAUUCUCUUCUUUAUCCUGCCUAUCAAUUUUUGACGCAAUUAAGAAAUAGUGGAAAUGGACGUUGGUAUCCUCAACCUUUUAAUGAAAUGAGCAGACACAGAACUCGCCCUCCAACUUACGGCAUUCAACGACGAACAGAAUUGGUUUGCAUAGACAAUUCAGAAAUUGGGAAGGAUGCGAAUAUGAGUGGAAGAUUGGCCUAUUGCAUUUGGGUGUACAAAAGAGGAUACAGGAAGAGGCAUAUGCCUAAAGCUGAACUUGGAGAUAAGAUACUCGUUGCAAUACGAGGCGAGAUGCGUAGGGCAAUCGUUGUUGGUGCAACACAACACGCUUUUAUUAGAAAACAUGGAAUUCCUUCAACAGACACAAACAAUAUUGUUCUUUUGGAUGACAAAGAAAAUCCAAUAGGUAAUCGUGUUCUUGGUCCAAUGCCUUCUUAUUUGAUGCGGUUACGUGAGAAACAGCCAAUUUUACAAAAAGUUUGUGCUUUAGGCAAAAAAUUCUUUUAA
Messenger RNA from Meloidogyne enterolobii, 743 nucleotides. NCBI's taxonomy places the organism in Eukaryota, Metazoa, Nematoda, Chromadorea, Rhabditida, Meloidogynidae. The record is from the annotation of a GenBank genome assembly.